GCAGGGAGAUUGUCUGACCGCCCACGAGUGCACUCUAACAUGUCGAGAAAGUGUGCUGGUGGUGUUGCUUGCUUGCAAAGGUGAGAAGAUUUCGCGUACAUUUAAUUCAACUCGUUGGUGAUACUCUUGCGGGAAGAGUCUUGGGGAAUUACGUCCUACACCGAGCAAUUUAGCAAGCAUGUCGGCGAUGUUGCCAAUUGUAGAGCAGCCAGCCAACUUAAAGGAGCGGCUCUAAUGUCGUACCGAUGUCUUAAAAUCAUGACAUUUCGAGUACUCGGACAGAAUGAUCGCGACGUAGAUUUGGCCAUGCAAAUACUCGACUUGCUUGCAGGUGCUGGACCUCGCUAUCCAUCUAUCUGUCCAACGAGCUCGUCAACAGGGCGGGAGUGGGCCCUCGAGACAUAUCGUGGGCGUUCAAUAUUCGAGAGCAGAUCGAGGAGUGGGCUCGGUAAAAGUAAGAGUGAAACGCCGGAAUCGCGCCCAGGUGCAUGCACCCGUACCCCGCUCGGGCAAACGGGCGCUGUCGCAUUGCCACCUUUGCAAAGCUCGGCUCGUUCGCGGCUCGUCUCUACUGUUUCCUGAACUCUGAAACUUGAAUUUCCCGUGUCUUAAUCGACGGAUUGUGCCGCUCAAUUCGAUCGAAGGCUCGUUGGUGUUGCGAAAUUGGGCUCGGCGAGUGAACAUGGUGUCGUGGCGUCGGGUGCAAGAGUUUCGCGAUGCUACGCGCGCGCAGCAGGAAUACCUAUACGCAUUGCAAAGGACAAAAACAGAGGCGACGGACGAUGGAUUCUGAAGGCAAUGUAUUUCUUAUGCUUCUGAACUCGGAACAAUAGUAAAUGCCUUCGAUAGGUUUUGUGGGCUGCUUAUAGUGUACCCGUAUGAAUAUUGUAUCUUUCUGCUAUUUCUGGGAUCUUGGACUCUUAACAUAUGCAGAAUGUGCAAUGGCAAGGAUUCUCACAGGGGCUACCGAAGAAAGCCACUCGGGAGAUUAGGAAUACGGCCGAUGGUAUAUUCGAACCGUGAGAGGAUUUCCAUUUGAGGAGCGUCUUCUUGGGAGGUGGAUUAAAUGUUUGAACGCCCAUUCGUAGAUAUCAUACUGGAUAUCCAAGUCAACAUGAUAUGGUGGAAGAUUUCGAAAGUCCAAAUGUUUGAACAGCCCAAAUUCUUAGAUCUCCUACUGGAUCUUCAAAUGAACACGACAUGGUGGAAGUCGCACCAAAUAAUGCAGCAGCUGUAAUAUGAGCGAGUCGUCCAACCCAGAGGGUUCCCCGUAAGUACAUCUUACUUCCCCAUAGACAACGCAAUUCUGACAGAAUCACUCGGGAAACAGUUCCCAUUACUAGCGGAUCUCGCAAUCGCACAGAUGUAGAAGGCGGAAGCAGGCUUCAUAAAAUCCGAAUGAUCGUAGUAUUCCCAUGGACAGAAGAUGUGAACAAGGUUUUGGAAAACAAGGGAGAUUGGGAUGGCGCGGUUCGCGGUCAGAGAGGUUUUCUGUCGUUCUAGGCUUUUACAGUAAAAUGUCUGUGUAGCGAAUUGGGCAUUGGGCACUUUGGUUCUGUUUUUCCAACCCAGUAAGCUUGAUGAUCUGCAAGGAAUGCACGGGAGGAAGGAAAUAAGAAGCAGGAACCCACAUACAUUCGCGUUGAAUGCUCGUCUGAAGCACUGUCCACGACCCCACUACAGUCGUCGAUUGUUCAUGUUAGUUCUCUGCAGAAGCCCGAUUGCUGUUUGAAGCAUCGUCCACGACCCUACUUCUGUUGUGGAUUGUUCAUGUUGGACUUCUGCUGAAGGCCGAACUUCAACGCAAUUUAUGGCAUUGGAAAUGGGAAAGUUGCGUGCUUUCCACGAUGAGAAUCUUGAUGGAUCCUGCAUCGUUGAUGAUGACAGUAUCGUAUUCUGAGUAAAAGCGCGGCCUUGAUGGGUGUUCUACUUUCUUGUCAUUCAAGGGGUAGCUGCGAGGUUCUAAUCUCUUAUCCCUUCCGGCUGCCAAUAUACCAGUCACUAUUUGAUUGGGUGGUGAGCUGGAGUGCAGUAACUUUUGAAGAAAUCCUGAAUGUAACUUGCAGUUUUUUAUGUUCGCUGCCUGAAAUUAUCUGUAGUUCCUAUUGAUUGUCAUGUGGUUGUCUGGAUACUCUUCGUUUGCUUUUUGCUUUGGUGUUGUUGUUUCUUUCGUUAGUAAGAGGUAACCACUUUUGGGUUGUUAAUAUAACAUGCCUGAGCGUUCGGCUUCCUAGCCUCGAUUAUAUCGUGUCUUUUCACCCAUUAUAGUACGAGAACUUGUUUGGCGAGGCCAUGGUCUCUCUCGGUUACCUUGUUUUCCAUACGAGAAAAAAGAUUCUGUUUUCGUACAAAAGAUAAGGCUUGGUAGGGCGUCUUCGCUUGCUUCCUCUGUCCUUUUACUUUGUAGGACUUUUUGCUUUGUCGGACUUUUGCUAUUUCCUUGAAAGCGAAAGACGUAAAGAAGAUAUGCGUCAACAAGCAAUGUGGGAGGAAGAUAGACCACUUAUUGAGCAGUCAGCAUCUCAGCAGUCUUAGCGUCUAUUGCACUGCAGGCUUGUGUGUCAUUCUGCACAAAACUCUCAUGUACCGUACUCCAAUCCAACCUGGCCUUGACACUGCACGGCGGGAUGUCACACGGAGCCCCUUUCGUUCGAAGGUUUUAGUCUUCUAGUGUUCUUAGAACCAGGAGAGUGGGGCCGUGUUAUGACUAUUUGAUCUACUCGUUAUUGGCUUUCCCGGAUUUGAGUUGAUCCGAGUUACAAAGGCUGUUUGUUGCACUUCCUUCUGCGUCGACAUGAUUACAUGAUGUGAUUGACGGUGACAGAUGGUCACACACUUGUGGGUCAGAAGCUCUGGUUGCACCGUAGGUCCCACAUGCGUCUGCGUUAUUCUAGGCUUCUCCACUGUAGACCGAUCACACUCAAUUACCUUCAGCAUUGACCUCACUCAAUCUUGUCCGGACUUGGUAGACGAGACUGCAGCCUUAUUACAAUGUCUUUUCCUGCUGAAACUGAGACCACUUUUGCUUUUGAAAAGAGAAUUAAUUUCCGCAGAAAUCUGAAGGAUGAAUCUGCUCUCAUUUAUUGGAUCACGGACAACGAGAACCUUCGUUCAGAACUAAUCAGAAGUUUCGUACAAUCUGCUCGUUUGUAAGCUACAGGCUUGGCUCGUGAAUGAGCCUAUCACCUGGUUGAGUGUCACGAGGAUAGCUGAUUGAGUACCCAAUUAGUUACCGUGUCAGACGGGCGAAACUUCUCCUGUAUGUUUUGUUGAGAACACGGUAUUUAGAUAUAUACAAUAAAUGCUUUUUCUAAGCCACAGUCGCUAGGAAGGUGGCUGUGGAGGGAGUCGUGGAUUUGGUUAUUGUUUGUCCACCGACUCACGAUCACUUUGCAGAAUGACCACGCCUCGUUUACAGCAUGGAUUCGAGAUGAACAACCAGUCACUAGCGUUUUGCUUCCCUCCUUUCAAGGCCGGAAAUGCAUAUCGUGCUGAGGUUUGAGUAGAGACGUCACGCCUAUGACAAUUUGUGUCUUGACACUACGACAGCAUGCAAGUGUUGAACCACCGUAGAAUAUCCAGAAGGAUAUGCCGUAGAAUAUCAUGUUGGCAUGUUAUCAUCUCCCAGGACUGUAACUAUCUCAAAAAGUAUCUGCAGGUAUACAGCAAAGUAUUGAAGAUUAAAGUAAUAUAGUUACUCUAGUAUAGUACACUAGCAUCGCGUCUGAAUAUGGAUAUCUUAGGUGCU
This is a messenger RNA of Marchantia polymorpha subsp. ruderalis, 3748 nucleotides long. The record is from the annotation of a GenBank genome assembly. Lineage: Eukaryota; Viridiplantae; Streptophyta; Marchantiopsida; Marchantiales; Marchantiaceae.